AAAAAAACAAUUCUCACAAUUUCUUUUAAGCUUAAUAAUCAGAGUUUGGAUAAAUGUCCAACAAAAACCAUAAAUACGUACUUUUGAUAAACUUAAAGAACAAAAACUGCUCAGAUAAUACUUUGACCCUACUCUUAAAGCACAAGGACCACUUUGUUCAUUUUCUCUAUAUUUUAUGGUCUUCAACCUGAGAGGUGCAAUUGAAUUAAAAAAAAAACAGAGAGAGAGACUAGCAUAACAAUGACUAAAAAGGGGGAUGAUGAGACCAUUGAGUCCUAUGUGAAAAGAUUGAAGUCCAUAGCAGAUUCUCGAGCAGCAAUGGGCAUUCCAAUAUCAGAUUGGAACAUGGUGUUGAAACUUCUUGCUGGUUUGCCUAGUGAAUACGAGCCCGUCAAGAAAUUAAUAUCAAGAACGCGCCCUCUCCUCACUUUUGAAGAUGCUUGUUCCAUGGUGUCCAUGCAGGAACACAAAUUUUUGCAGGAUCAUCACGAGGAGUCUUCUGCUUUUACUACCCUAGAGAAAGUGGGAACUGUAGUAGGUGUAGUGAGUCUUACAGCUGCUGCAGUGGUUACAUUACCUACUGUAGCUGGUGCAGUGGGUGCAUCGAGGAUGAUUGUAGCUAGGUGGUGCAGUGUGUGCAGUGGCUAGCUGGAAAGUUUGGCAGUCAGCCAAAAAAUUACUGAUAUGAAUAGAGCUACUCUUAUUGUUUGUAUUUGUUGUUUAAUUAAGUAACAAUUGGAUCUAACUGAUCUGCAUCUUCAAAACCUUGAAUUGUUACUCCUAUUUAAAGUUCGUCUUUGAGGUGUAUGAUAUGCAACAAGAUGUGAAGUUGAAGUUGUACUGCAAUAUUUUCGUUUUCCUU
Lycium ferocissimum is the source of this 862-nucleotide messenger RNA. RefSeq lists its product as uncharacterized. The record is from RefSeq and is a predicted model, not a curated record. The coding region runs from base 241 to 648 and encodes 135 amino acids. NCBI's taxonomy places the organism in Eukaryota, Viridiplantae, Streptophyta, Magnoliopsida, Solanales, Solanaceae. The transcript is spliced from 2 exons.